Molecule: messenger RNA, 1944 nt
Organism: Ostrinia furnacalis (Asian corn borer)
Lineage: Eukaryota; Metazoa; Arthropoda; Insecta; Lepidoptera; Crambidae
Gene: dpa
Product: disc proliferation abnormal
Exons: 11
Coding region: 178-1944 (588 amino acids)
Biological process (GO): DNA strand elongation involved in DNA replication; double-strand break repair via break-induced replication; DNA replication
Cellular component (GO): nucleus; MCM complex
Molecular function (GO): ATP binding; single-stranded DNA binding; single-stranded DNA helicase activity
Source: RefSeq, a predicted model, not a curated record
AGUCUGUGGUGUGUCACAAAAUUAAAAAAUAAAAGUGUCAAAAUACGCGCCAAAAAUCUUGUGCUGUUGUGGUUACAAAUAAACAAGAUUAUUUCGUGUUUUGUGCAAAUGUGAUUGUCCUUACUGUUUUGUGAGAUAAAUACGUGUUAAUUAAAUAAGUAAUAGAUUAGUAUAAUAAUGUCUACUCCAUCAAAACGCCCGCCGUCACAAGCCUCAUCCGAGGCCCCAACACCUUCAAGGAGGACACGCUCAUCUCAACAGCUCGUCGUGCCGGAGACUCCCCAGCGAUCCACCGGUACACCAUCUAAAGAUGGAACCCCAGGCACUCCGCGGCGCACCCCGCGGACCCCGCGCACCCCCGGCGGCGCCGCGGCCUCGUCCCCGGCGCGAGCGCUGGCUUCAAGUCCUCUGGGUACAGACAUAGACAUGAGCUCCCCACUCAACUACGGAACCCCAAGCUCUCUCAGUACUCCCCGCUCGCUGAUGCGAGGUGCCAUGACGCCGGCCCGCCAGAGAGCCGACCUUAGAGGCCAUCAGCUGGCCCCUAACGUGCCCGCGCCUACUCCUACAAGACGGGCAGAAGAUGGUGCCGCUGAAACUGCGCCAUCCAGUGAGCCCCAAUUGGUAGUCUGGGGAACAGACGUAGCCAUCACAGAAUGCCGCGAGAAAUUCAUCAAAUUCAUCCAACGAUUCGUCGAACCCACCGCAAUCACCAACGAACCGUUAUAUGAACAGAAGUUAGAAGAGAUCUUUACCCUCGAAGAACCAUUCCUGGAUGUAGAUUGCGAUCACGUCAGAGUAUUCGACCCUAAACUACACAGGCAGCUAAUCUGCUACCCACAAGAGGUGGUCCCAGCGUUUGACGCGGCAGUAAACGAGUUGUUCUUCGAAAAAUACCCAGCGGCUGUGCUUGAGCAUCAGAUACAAGUGCGUCCGUUCAACGCUCCUCAGAGACACAUGCGAGACCUAAAUCCAGAGGACAUCGACCAGCUGGUAACAAUAUCGGGCAUGGUGAUCCGCACUUCCACCAUAGUUCCUGAGAUGCGCGAAGCUUACUUUCGCUGCGCGGUCUGUGGUUCGGCGACUGCAGCGGAGUUGGAGCGCGGUCGCGUGCCGGAACCGGCUCAUUGCUCGCACUGCAGCACGGCGCACUGCUUCCAGCUUAUACACAACCGCUCACACUUCAGCGAUAAACAGCUGGUCAAGCUUCAGGAGUCGCCUGACGACAUGCCAGCCGGUCGCACGCCAGCCACAGUGAGCGUCAUGGCUCACGGAGCCCUAGUGGAAUGCGUAGGCGCAGGCGAGCGUGUAAGCGUGACUGGAGUAUUCCGUGCCGCGCCCGCUUCUGUUAACCCACGUAAAGCCACGCUAAAGGCGCUGCAUAGAACACAUAUUGAUGCGCUUCACUAUAAGAAAGUACACAGCGAUAGGCUGCUGGAUACUGAAGAAGGAAAAGAACACCGCUUCCCGCCAGAACGUAUUGAGCUGUUCAAGGCCCUAGCAAGCCAGCCGGACUGUUACGAGCGUCUAGCGCGAGCCAUAGCGCCUUCCAUCUACGAGAACAUUGACAUCAAGAAGGGCGUGUUGCUGCAACUGCUAGGCGGAACUAAGAAGAACUUUAAUGCUGCUGGGAGAACUCAUUUCAGGUCGGAGAUCAACAUCCUUCUGUGCGGCGACCCGGGCACCAGCAAGUCGCAGCUGCUGCGCUGGGUGCACGCGCUCGUGCCGCGCGCGCAGUACACGUCGGGCCGCGGCUCCUCCGCCGUCGGGCUCACCGCCUACGUCACCAAGGACCCCGACACGCGCCAGCUGGUGCUGCAGACAGGUGCAUUGGUACUUGCCGACAACGGAAUAUGCUGCAUUGAUGAAUUCGACAAAAUGAACGACUCCACUCGCAGUGUUCUUCAUGAGGUAAAUUCACUUAAUUAUAGACUUCAUCAAUGA